AGAUUACCACCACAUACUAAAAUAUGAGCAAUCGGAAGUCAAAUUCAAGCGUAAAAAUACUAAAAGAGUUAUUCCCUCACUGGAAUGAUGAUGAUUUAAACCAAGUUUUAAUUGACGUUAACGGUGUUUUAGAGUCCGCCGUAGCAAGAAUCUCUGAAGGACACGCUUCACAGUUCUCUACCGUACAAUCAAAGAAAGAAAAGAAAGCCACACCAGCUCAGCCAGCUCCAUCACUUCCAUCCGUAAAAUCUGACAGUCAAAAGCAGAGAUCUGCUCCAACUAGGGGUCGCGCUAAUAGCUCACGAGGUCAGCCCGCUACUAGAGGCUCUUUCAACCCACCACGUGGUCCUAGAGGUGGCUCCGCCAGAACUUCCAACCGUCAAGCUACAAAGCCAAAAGAUCAAUCUGCUUCAAAUUCCGCUACUCCUGCUAAAUGGUCCGAUAACAAACCUUCAACUUCUUCCGACGCUCCAACAUCAGCUACGACAACUCAAUCUAAGCAAUCUUCCGCUAGCAAGUCUUGGGCUCAAAUAGCCAAGCCUCCUUCACCAAAACCUGUACCUAUCGCUCAAGUCGAUCCGAAGCCUGCACCUGUACCUACAAAAGCAGCCGAAGAAUCUACAAACGAGAAAGCUAAAGAAGUUAGUCAACCACCACCAGAGAAUAUCGCGUGGGACGUUCCUGCACCAGGACCUGCACCUACUGCUCCACCUUCCUCAGCUUGGAACAAGAAUGAAUCUGCGUGGGCUUCAAACUCGGCCGACACCAACGCAAACGCUUGGAUUUCAAAGGAGAACGCUUGGGAAGAUAAACCUACUGUAGCAAAAUCUGAAGACGAUUCUAAACAACCUCAACCUUCAACUCAAUCUUCCGCUCCACCAGGCUUUGGCGCUCCAAAGCCAAACUCAAGAGCUGCUCAACGCGCAAGACAAGAUGCCGCAGUUGUGAUGCCAUCAGCAGGUGAUAACAAAUCUUUCGGUAAUGCUAUUGGUGUUCAAUUCGGUAGCUUGAGCUUGUUAGACAACCCAGCAGCUUAUGAAGAACAACAAGAGCAACCAAAGGCUGCUCAACAAGCUCAAGAGUCUAUUACUGUCCCACAAGCUGAGCCAGCUGCUCCUGCUCAACCAGCUACUCAACAAGCUCAACAACCAGCUGCCCCACAACAACCUGAUAUUUCAGCAUACACUGCUUCUUCUCAACAACCACAACAGGAUGUCUACGGUCAAUAUUUCCAACAAUCACAACAACAACCAGCUACUCAACAAGCUCAACCUUCCCAAACUGAUAUUACUCAGCAACAACCUCAACAACAACAACAGCCACAACAACAGCAACCAAUUACUUCACAAGGUAUUCCUCCACAAUUCCAGCAAUACAAUCAAGCAAUUACUCCAACUCCAGAUGCUUACAGCAACGUUUUCUCAAACUUGGCUGCUCAACCAAACCAAUUAAGUGGUGGUGCAUUCGGUCAACAAACUCAAAAUGAUUACGCUGCACUUUACAAUGACCAAGCUCAAAGAGACUUUGCCCUCCAACAAGCUAACUACUAUGGUCAACAACAACCAUCAAGCUUCGGUAGACAAAUUGGUCAAGAAGACUCAUCAAAGUCAGUACCAACUCCUUCAAUCAACCAAGCAACUACUCCAUCAAUCUCUUCUCAACAACAAACUGCUUCAGGUUACCCAGGUAUUACGGCACCAAUGCCAUAUUACUUCAACCCAUAUGCAGCAGCUUAUGGAGCACCAAAUGCAGCAGCAUUCUAUGGCCAAGCAGCAGCUAGCCCAUAUAAUCAAUUUCCAAAAUAUCCAAUGUAUCCAGCAGGUCCAGCACAACCAUCAGCAGGCUUCCAACAACCAGCUCAGCCAAAACCAAGCAAUGCAGCUCAAACUGGAAAUGGCGCAACUGCAGCAACUUCAAGCCAAUCGCCAUAUGUACAACACUCUACAGCAACCAACGUAGCAUCACCUUCACCAUAUCAAUCUUAUGAUCCUUCAACAGCCUACGAUAGCUUUUUGAAUCAAACGAUUAAUAACGCAGGUAGCCCAGCUAUAAGCCAUCAAGAUAAGCAUCAAUCAAAGCCACAACACCAAAACCCACAACAACAACACCCACAACACCCACAACAACAACCAUACAAUGCUUUCGGUAGUGCUUAUCAAGCACCACCACUCUUCCAAACACCUUCCUUCAGCCAUUACCAAGGCUACGGUGGUUGGCAAGCCCAACAAAGAUAUGGACAAGGCUACCCAUAA
Molecule: messenger RNA, 2252 nt
Organism: Wallemia mellicola CBS 633.66
Lineage: Eukaryota; Fungi; Basidiomycota; Wallemiomycetes; Wallemiales; Wallemiaceae
Exons: 4
Coding region: 24-2252 (742 amino acids)
Cellular component (GO): nucleus; cytoplasm
Molecular function (GO): ubiquitin binding
Source: RefSeq, a predicted model, not a curated record